AUGUCGCCUUUCCCGAUAGGCAAAGCAAUCCAAGAAUGCAUCGGCAGCAACUACAACGCGAAAAAGAUGAAUUCAGGAGAUCUACUCAUUGAAGUAGAAACCAAAGAGCAGAGCAACAAGAUCAAACAAUUAGAGAAAAUCGGACAACACCAGGUCUCAGUAACCGCGCACCGAUCACUGAACAACACACGAGGUGUCAUAUCUGACAGAGAACUACUUAAAUGCUGUGACGAAGAAAUUGAGGAGGCUCUCGCAGAUCAAGGUGUACUCGCUGCACGAACGAUCAUCAUUCGCAGAGACAACAAAGAAAUCCGGACAAAGAAUGUAGUGUUAACGUUUGCCAGCACAACUCUCCCUACAGCUGUCAAAGCCUCAUACUUGUAUCUGCGUGUUAGGCCCUACAUACCCAACCCUCGUAGGUGCUUCCGGUGCCAGAGGUACGGGCAUGGGUCACAGUCUUGCCGUGGGAAUCCAACCUGUGUAAAGUGUGGCCAGAACGAUCACGAUGAUGAACAGUGCACGAACCCAUUGCAAUGCAUCAAUUGCAAGGGCCCACAUGCUGCAUACUCUCGUUCUUGUCCUGAAUGGAAAAAAGAAAAAGAGAUAAUCACGCUCAAGACAAAAAGAAACAUCUCUUAUCAAGAAGCUCGCAAACGGAUGGCUUUCACCCAGAAGGGUAGCUACGCUCAAGCGGUGCAGAGGGGGCAGGCACCGCAAAUGGUUUCGGUGGGUACACAGGUCCAACUCCAGGACAUGGUGGCCGCAGUCCGUCCCUCAAACAAACCCACAAAACAGGCACCAAGUGCCUCUUCCCAGGGAGGUCCGGAAGCCUCGACAAGCGUUGGUGGAAGCCAACACAACAUCGAGGUAAAACAGACCUCAGUGACUGUGCCGAGGAGCCAGCCUCCUCUUAGGAGGCCAGCAGCCUCGCAGAGCACCAAUAGUGGUGAGCACCCUAGUGGUGCCGAUUCAAUGGAAGUGUGUCCAUUGGACACUGAAGGCACGGGUGACCCUGCUCCUGUUAGCAGGCCACCCAGGCAACCCGUCGUCCCUCCCCAAGGAGGAAAAGGGGGUCGAAACCCAGUUUCGGCUCCCAAGAAAAGUACUUGA
Dermacentor silvarum is the source of this 1110-nucleotide messenger RNA. RefSeq lists its product as uncharacterized. Lineage: Eukaryota; Metazoa; Arthropoda; Arachnida; Ixodida; Ixodidae. Bases 1 to 1110 code for a protein of 369 amino acids. Gene Ontology annotation, molecular function: zinc ion binding; nucleic acid binding. The transcript has a single exon. The record is from RefSeq and is a predicted model, not a curated record.